GACGCGAUAACACGCAUGCGCAGACCAACACUGCUGUGUAGAAGGACAAACUUGACUUCAGCAAACCUACGUACACGUCCACCCGGAGGCGAGCACGCAUGGUCUGUCGGGGCUCAGAUGUACUUCUAUAGCCCACAGUGACUCGACAAUCUGACAGAGUGUACACUCAGCUGUCCUGCGUUUUCCCCAUUCCUGAUUGUUGUGUGCGAGUGGACGUUUAGCGAUGCCUCCAGCGACGGGCGGUCCGGUGGGCUACACCCCUCCAGAAGGCGGCUGGGGUUGGGCCGUAGUGGUUGGUGCUUUUAUCAGCAUCGGUUUCUCUUAUGCCUUUCCCAAAUCCAUCACUGUGUUUUUUAAAGAGAUUGAGGUGAUCUUCAACGCCACCAGCAGCCAGGUCUCGUGGAUUUCUUCUAUCAUGUUGGCCGUCAUGUACGCCGGAGGACCAAUCAGCAGCAUCCUGGUAAACAAGUAUGGCAGUCGACCAAUCAUUAUUGUCGGAGGCUGUCUGGCUUCCACGGGCCUGAUCGCGGCAUCCUUCUGCAACACGGUGGAGGGCCUGUAUUUCUGUGUGGGAGUUGUAGGAGGUCUUGGUUUGGCCUUCAAUCUGAAUCCUGCGUUGACAAUGAUUGGAAAAUAUUUCUACAAGCGGCGUCCGAUUGCUAACGGCAUUGCCAUGGCAGGCAGCCCAGUUUUCCUCUCUACGCUGGCACCUUUGAACAGCUGGCUAUAUGAUCAGUUUGGCUGGAGGGGGAGUUUCCUUAUCCUGGGUGGUGCGCUGCUGAACUGCUGUGUGGCCGGCUCACUGAUGCGCCCCAUCGGACCAAAACCUCAGCCCAAACCUGAGGUACAGGACGGAGGGACCAAUAGGCGUGAGAAGAAAACAGCGAUGCAGACCAUCAACAGCUUCAUCGACCUGACCCUGUUUAAGCAUCGUGGUUUUCUACUUUACCUCUUGGGCAACGUGAUAAUGUUUUUUGGUCUGUUUGCCCCACUUGUCUUCCUCAGCAACUAUGCUAAAAGCAUGGGCAUCUCCAAAGACAAGGCAGCCUUCCUGCUUUCCAUGCUGGCCUUCACAGACAUGAUAGCACGGCCAUCUAUGGGUCUGGUGGCUAACACUCGCUGGGUUCGUCCACGCAUACAGUAUUUCUUCGCCGCAGCAGUGCUAUAUAACGGCAUCUGUCACCUGUUGGCACCGAUGUCCGUGGACUAUGUAGGCUUCUCUGUCUAUGCAGUGUUUUUUGGUGUGGCAUUCGGCUGGCUCAGCUCUGUGCUCUUCGAGACGCUCAUGGACCUUGUGGGGGCACAGAGAUUCUCUAGUGCCGUAGGUCUCGUCACCAUUGUCGAGUGUGGACCCGUUCUACUUGGACCCCCCUUACUGGGUAAACUGAAUGACAUCUACCAUAACUACAAAUACACGUACCUUGGCUGUGGCAUCGUCCUCGUGAUAGCCAGCGUGUUUCUGUUCGUCGGCAUGGGCAUCAACUACCAUCUGCUAGACCGAGAGAAGAAAGAGGAGGAGAGGAAAGCUGGACUUGAAGACAAGGAACAAGAGACCAACAUAGAUAAAGCAUUGAAAGAGAAGGAAGCUGAGAAUGACGUGUCUACACCCCUCACACAAGCAGACGUGGCCAAACUGAAUGAGGAGACAGUGUAAUGUGCAUGAGCGCACUACAGAACUCGCUCAUGUUUUCUAUAUCUUUGAUUAGUGACCGUCCACAAUAAAUGAGUGUGAGCAGCAGACGGUUUUACAUUUUAGGGUUAUAAGAUUUAGCCAGUCGUAUGUCUGACUCACUCACUCACUCAAACACACACACACACUGGCACACAGGAUUAUCAUUCACACAUUUAUCUAGGGUUGAGGGCCUGGUUUCAGUUUGUCUUUUAUGCUGGAUUACACCUGGCAGAUAAUUUCUCUUGCUGUGUCUUGUCUCUACUUUUCUGCCAAAGAACAUUCACACAAAUGGUCUGGAACAUGUUUGUUGUGGUUGUUUUAUUUCCCCCCCCCCCACCACCACACACACACACACACACACACACACACACACAAGAGGUAAAUAUGUAGAGUUUAAUGAGCCACCAUUCAACCAAGCUUAGCGGGGAAAAAAAUCAUUUAAGUGCAAUUACAUGAAUAGCACAUAUAGAAAUAUCAACCAGGUGCAGCUACUGGUGUAUGUUAGCUCACUUGGGCGCUCAAGUUAGCUUCAUAGUGUCUGUAAGACUAAACAGUAUUGGGGAUACCGCUGGAUGCAACAUUUAGUGAAAGAGAUGCCUCAGUAUUUUCUGACUGCAGGAGCUCAACACAGCCAGAAAUUUUACACUCAUUUAGGUUUGUUUGUCAGUCUUUUCUUAUUUCUGCUCACAUUUCCUGUACCCAGAAUUCAUAAACAUAUUUUAUAUUUUAAGGCUUUAUAAAUGACCUUAGCAUACUUCACACUAUAUUGUUUAUUUCUGCGAGGUGUAAACAAGAUUUUCAGAAGGAUGACCCAUUCGUUUUUUGUGUGUGUUUGUCUUGUUAAAUACAGUUGUAAAAAUACAUGUUUGUGCAAGGUGGCAUUGUUUAUCUAAUGCUUAUGCCUUUUGAGGUGCUUUCCCUGCCAAGCCCUCUCACAAACUGAGCCUGGUGUUUUCCUCUCUCUCUUUUUCUCCCACACGCAAGAAAUUUAGUACCACCUAUUACACUACCACAAUUUUUCCAAGUUGAUACUUUUUUUUUGUCUAAUAAAUCUAGUAAAAUAAUUACACUUUGUUUUGAUUUUGAGUAAUAUUAAUUUUAGCAAUAAAUCAGAGAGCGACACUUGACUUAAUGACUGACCCAAUCAAAUUAUUCUGAGUGUUAUUUUAGAGUAAUGUCUAUCUUCUCUGUGCAGUAUAGUGUCCGCAUCAUUAUAUCAUGUAAGGAGUAUUCCUGGUAUUAAAGCUCACUACAGGGAUUCAUUUUAAUUUCAGGGCACUCCUAAAUGUGAUGAAGUGUUUAAGUGUGCACUUUAUUGGUUCGGAUGCAUAGGCCAUAAGAAUAAAAGGUUGUUGCACAGCAGUGUUUCUCAGCUGUGUGUGAACUUGCAGUACAAACAAAGACUGAAGAAUAUUAAACUUAACACAAGAAUAUAUAGGUGCGUUACUUUUAGCUGGCUUUGACAUUUGUGUUAAAGGCCAAUACACCAUUCUUCCAAGUAUUGCUUCAUUCCAAACUGCUUCACAUAUGUUACAAUCCAGUUUUAAAAGGGCAGUUGAUUUUUUUUUAGAUUUAUCUUUGGAUAUUGCAUAUUCAUGUAGAAAGAGGACGAGCAUGUGGGAACACGGAGUACAGACUGGUCAUGUAAAGACACCCUAGUAACUUGAUUUCAACUUUUUUCCCCAACCUAUUCAUAGUAAAUCUAAUUUUUAUAGAGUAACUUAAAUAUACUCUAGAUGUGCUAUUUUGUAUGUUUGACUUGCAAUAGUGUACGAAUAAAAUGAUUUUAAAAUUUUUGAA
Messenger RNA from Clarias gariepinus (North African catfish), 3472 nucleotides. It is a transcript of the gene slc16a1b, whose product is annotated as solute carrier family 16 member 1b. Gene Ontology annotation, cellular component: membrane. Gene Ontology annotation, molecular function: monocarboxylic acid transmembrane transporter activity. The record is from RefSeq and is a predicted model, not a curated record. The coding region runs from base 224 to 1654 and encodes 476 amino acids. The transcript has 5 exons. Lineage: Eukaryota; Metazoa; Chordata; Actinopteri; Siluriformes; Clariidae. Gene Ontology annotation, biological process: transmembrane transport; monocarboxylic acid transport.